AUGGCAGCAUCUAUUGGUGGAGCAAUGUUUGUGAAAGCAAUCGAUGCAAGUGGAAAUAUAAAAGAUACAGAUUAUGUUGCAAACAUAUUUUUAUCAGUGAUUGAAGAAAUUGGGAAGCAGAAUAUUGUUCAAAUUGUUACAAAUAAUGGAUCUAAUUUUAAGGCUGCUGGGUUGACAAUUGAAAAUAAGUAUCCUCACAUUUUCUGGACACCAUGUGUAGUGCAUAGUCUGAAUUUGGCAUUAAAGAAAACACGGUUUGCAUCAUACAUUGUCAUGGCUAAACGUUUGAAGGAAGUAAAGCCAACAUUAGAGAAGAUGGUGAUGGAUGCAGGAUGGAAGAUUUGCAAAGGAGAUGGAAAGAAUCUAGUGGAUGCUAAAGCUCGUAAGGUGAAGGAUGCAGACACUGAUGCUCCUGUGUUACAUUCUAUAUAUGAUAUGUGGGACACUAUGAUAGAAAAUGAGAAAGCAAUUAUAUUUGAGCAUGAAGACAAAGAUCAUAUCACAGGACAAUCAGAUUUCCUUGACACGAUUCAUGAAAUUUUAGAAGCUAGAUGGACCAAAAGCAACACAUCUUUGCAUUGCAUAGCUCAUUCCUUGGUCCCUAAGUAUUAUCAUGAGUCUUGGCUUCAAGGUGGAAGUAAUGGCAUUCGGCGAUUGGCACCGCAUGAAGAUGAAGAAGUAUCCGGCUAUUUCAAUCAACCACAUGUUAUUGAAGCAAGAAUGUAUGAGAAGCCAAUUUCUUGGUGGGUUAAUCAUGGUGCUUCAACACCAUUGUUGCAAGGGUUAACAUUUAAGUUGCUGUCACAACCAACUUCUUCAUCAUGCUGUGAGAGAAAUUGGAGCACCUAUGGUCAUAUUCAUAGCAUCAAAAGAAAUAGGUUUGCAAGUAGUAGAGCUGAAGAUCUGGUCUUUGUACAUUGCAACAUAUGGAUGUUAUCAAGAAAGAAAAAAGAGUACAAGGGCGGGCCUUCAAAGUAUUGGGAUUUAUGUGGAGAUAGGUUUGACAUUAAUGGAUCUCCAAUUGAGUUUGCAGAACUUUCCAUCAAUGAACCUGAGUUGGAGCUUGUGACUUUUGAUGAUGCAAUGGAGGAUGUUCAGCCUGAUGAUGUUGGUCACGGUUAA
Camellia sinensis is the source of this 1122-nucleotide messenger RNA. Lineage: Eukaryota; Viridiplantae; Streptophyta; Magnoliopsida; Ericales; Theaceae. The record is from RefSeq and is a predicted model, not a curated record.